UAUAAAAUAAACAGUUUGUAUUGCAGAUUUUAUUGUAUUGUACGACCAGGUGUAAGUCAACUUGUUUUUGUCCAAGAAAUUACAAAGAUUUAAUAAAAAUGAAGGUACAUCUGCUAGCGUUGGGAUUCCUGCACAUGGCGCUGGGUCUACCUGUGACACUGAACGACCUGCAGAUGGCGGACGACACCAUGUCAGUCGGCACAUACGUUCGGGAAGUGCGUGCGGCAUCGCCUGAUAACUAUCACAAGUCGUAUGAGAACGAAGGAGACGGUGAGAUCGGGUACGCGCGCAAGAAGUCCGGCGGAGGCAAGAAGGGCUACCAGCACUUUGACUCGUUCCACAAGAAGGCGGGCGACCACUACGAGUUCGAGAAGGAGGACUCCUACGGCCUCGACAAGGAGGAGCAAGAGGGCGCCCACAGCCACCGCCAGGAGAAAGCUGAAAAAUAUCGCGAACCAGAAGAAAAGAGAGAUAAUGAAGAAGCUGCCGAAGAAUAUGGAGAAGAGAAGCAGCACGAAGAACUAAAGCUUGGUGGCAGCGACGGCAACGGAGGAGUUGAAGCCCACGGACAUAACCCGGAUGACUAUAAACUGCCGGAAAAAUAUAGUUAUGGCGCAGGAGAAGAAUAUGACUUCUAAAAACAUAUGUGAUUAGAUGAAUAGGAAGAAAAAAUUAAAUCUUUUAGUGGGUAGCACUAGCGGCAGAUUUUCUUCAGACACCUGUAAAAAUUUUUAUACGUUAUUAGUGUUAAGAAUUGUAAAGAAUUAGAUAAAGAUAUGAACUAGCUAAACGUUAUGUCAUUCUCGAUUGUAUGUACGGGUGGAUGACCCGCAGUCCGCGACUCGCCAUCAUUCAACCAGACUAUAAAUAUAAUAGGUGUUGCAUGAUCGACAGUUACUGUGUAUACAUAGUUUACCUUUUUCAACUAUAUCUAUACUAAUAUAAUAAAGCGGAAGAGUUUGUUUGUUUAAGCGCGCUAAUGUCAGGAACUACUGGUCUGAUUUGAAAAAUAUUUUUUUUGUUCGAUAGUCCAGUUAUAGAGAAAGGCUGUAGGCUAUAUAACAUUACGACCAAUAGGAGCGAAGCGUCAGUGAAUACUAAUUGUUUUUUUAAUACCGCGCAGACGGAGUCGCGGGCGACAGCUAGUAAUGCAUAACUGGUGACAGAGGCGCUGCUAUCGCGGCAAGUUCUGUCACAAAAUAUAGCCUUGAUAUAUGCACAGAAAAUGCCAUAAAUAAAUAGUCUUGAAAUUAACAAAAUGAUUA
Papilio xuthus (Asian swallowtail) is the source of this 1265-nucleotide messenger RNA. RefSeq lists its product as uncharacterized. Lineage: Eukaryota; Metazoa; Arthropoda; Insecta; Lepidoptera; Papilionidae. The transcript has 5 exons. The record is from RefSeq and is a predicted model, not a curated record. The coding region runs from base 99 to 638 and encodes 179 amino acids.